This is a messenger RNA of Schistocerca piceifrons (Central American locust), 557 nucleotides long. It is a transcript of the gene mRpS16, whose product is annotated as probable 28S ribosomal protein S16, mitochondrial. Gene Ontology annotation, biological process: mitochondrial translation. The transcript has 3 exons. The record is from RefSeq and is a predicted model, not a curated record. Lineage: Eukaryota; Metazoa; Arthropoda; Insecta; Orthoptera; Acrididae. Gene Ontology annotation, cellular component: ribosome; mitochondrial small ribosomal subunit. The coding region runs from base 78 to 461 and encodes 127 amino acids. Gene Ontology annotation, molecular function: structural constituent of ribosome.
UACUUAGUAGAAUCUGUUUACAACUUAAAAGAAGCUUUUGUUGAUCAACAAACCCGGUUAUUGAUUAGAUAUACAGAAUGGUGUUUCCGGCCAGCGGUGGUGCUAAGUUUUUAGCUGACAGCGCUAAAGUAAUAAGAUUUGCUCGUCAAGGAUGUACAAACAGGCCUUUUUUCCAUAUUGUAGUGAUGGAGAGGCACAGGGAGCAGUAUGAUCCAGUCAUUGAGCAAGUGGGGAGUUACGAUCCUAUGCCAAAUCAAUUAAAUGAGAAACUUGUGUCCUUAAAUUUUGAGAGAAUCAAGUAUUGGAUUGGGAAUGGAGCAGAUGUCUCAACACCUGUGGCAGAGCUUCUGGGAUUAGCAGGUUUCUAUCCCAUCCAUCCAAGGACAUACAUGACAGCCUGGAGGAACCGCCGCAGUGCUGCAGAAAAUAAAGAAGAAGUUAAACUAGAAAAUAGUAGUUAGUAUGAACACAGUGAUGUACAUUUUACAGCAUAUAUUUUGAAAAAUGUGUAAUACAAACAGUUAUAGUCUAUUAAAUAAAACAGCUCUUUAUCUACA